AUGUCGGAACGGUGGCUCCUCAACUUUACGCUUGCGUUCCUUGCGACAGUGGAGCAUCCAGAGGCUUGGCGGAGAGAGCGCUCCUAUUGCUCGCAGCAGGGACAGCCUCAUUUCUCCGCCACACCAAAUCCCCCACCUCGACACGACACCAGCGGCAGAGUCCCCAGCGUUGCCCCAGGCCACCAGCUUCGCUUGGACACUCGCCUGCCCAAGGUCUCAGAAAUAUCUUGGCCGGGAUUAAUGACGAUCCUCAAAUUGAACAUCACUGCACGUUAUGGUUUGUUAGUCUUCUUGAUCCUGAUCGGCCUGCAUUCUAUUCUUAGGUUUACGCAUGAAGACUACGAGCGAGCGACGUCUCUCUCUACCAUCGCGUCCAAAAUAUCUGGUUCCUGGGACGCGGCCCCAGCUGAGCUUCUCUACCACCCACCACUGGUGCCAGAUUUGGAUCCUCAUGGGAAUGCUACGCAGCGGGCGAACGCCACGCUCUUGAUGCUCGCGCGCAACAGUGACGUCGAAGGCGCGGUGCGCAGCGUGCGCGAGGUGGAGGACCGCUUUAAUCGCCGGUGGGGAUACCCGUGGGUGUUCUUGAACGAAGAGGCGUUCUCGGAUGAGUUCAAACGACGAGUCGGAAACAUCGUCUCUGGGCCCGUCACGUUCAGUCUCAUCCCGCGCGAGCACUGGUUCCAGCCCGACUCGAUCGACGAGGAGCGUGCACGCGCAAGCCGGGAGAAGAUGGAGCAGAUGAACAUCAUUUAUGCCGGGAGUGUAUCGUACCGGAACAUGUGUCGCUUCAAUUCAGGGUUCUUCUACCGCCAUCCUGCCCUACAACAGUAUAAAUGGUACUGGCGUGUCGAGCCCGAUGUGCAUUUUCACUGUGAUAUCAACUUUGACCCGUUCCGAUACAUGGAAGACCACGACAAGGUCUACGGCUUCACCAUUACGAUGUACGAGUUUGAAGCGACAAUCCCGACCUUGUGGCAGACAGUCAAAGAGUUCGUCCGCGACCACCCACAGUAUAUUGCUCAAGACAAUGCUAUGAACUAUCUCUCAGACAACAGCGGAGACACUUACAACCUCUGUCAUUUCUGGAGUAACUUUGAGAUUGCAAACAUGGACUUUUGGCGGGGAGAGGCAUACUCGGCGUUCUUCGACUACCUCGACUCGAAGGGCGGAUUCUACUAUGAGGUGAACACCGUUUGGCCCGAAUGUCUGUACUUGAUGCAUUGGCUGACUGGGUGUGCUCGUGCAGCGGUGGGGUGA
Molecule: messenger RNA, 1260 nt
Organism: Fibroporia radiculosa
Lineage: Eukaryota; Fungi; Basidiomycota; Agaricomycetes; Polyporales; Fibroporiaceae
Exons: 12
Coding region: 1-1260 (419 amino acids)
Biological process (GO): cell wall mannoprotein biosynthetic process; protein N-linked glycosylation
Cellular component (GO): membrane; Golgi apparatus
Molecular function (GO): alpha-1,2-mannosyltransferase activity
Source: RefSeq, a predicted model, not a curated record